Musa acuminata AAA Group (dessert banana) is the source of this 1370-nucleotide messenger RNA. Its product is annotated as protein RETARDED ROOT GROWTH-LIKE. NCBI's taxonomy places the organism in Eukaryota, Viridiplantae, Streptophyta, Magnoliopsida, Zingiberales, Musaceae. The record is from RefSeq and is a predicted model, not a curated record. Bases 21 to 1262 code for a protein of 413 amino acids. The transcript has 7 exons.
UUGAGCGUUCCGCGCGCCCCAUGGAGACAUCGGCGUUCCGCGCUCUCGCAAGGCAUCUCAAGGCCACGCUCUCCUCUUCUUCUCUGCCUCCUCUGUUCUCUCCCCUCCGGCGCCGCCCCUCCAAAACCCUACUCCCUCUCGCGCUCCCUGGCUGUCGCCUAUCUAGUGCGGCUUCCCUCCUCCGCUCCGCCGCCGGAGAUCGCCUCGCGAGGCUCUUCUCGUCCAUCUCUUCCGACCAGGAUCUCGAGUUGCGGGAGGGAAAGGAGUCCCCCUCGUCGCGCUCCGCGGAAGACGAGUACAAGGACCCGCUUUUGCAGGCCCAGCAGGAGAAACAGAGCCGAUUCGUCCCCGUCAAGGCCUACUUCUUAUGUACCAGCAUUGAUUUGAGGAGCCUGCAGGCCCAGAACGCGACCAACGUCAUUCCGCCUUCCUCUCGUGCCACCAAUUACGUUGUACUCCGAUACUAUGAUGUUAAGAACGGUCCUCAGGUAAUGGAGACUGGUUUUCCAACUGAAAGCAUUUGUCGGUAUAUGGUAGUGUUUCAUUAUGGUUCUACCGUGUUGUUUAAUGUUUCUGACCAUGAAGCUCAGGGGUAUCUGAAGAUUGUUGAAAAAAAUGCUUCCGGACUGCUACCAGAGAUGAGAAAGGAUGAUUAUGCAGUAGUUGUAAAACCAAAUCUGGAGACUUGGAUGCAGGGUGGAGUCGACUAUAUAGCGCUUAAGUCUCUGGACAUAGACGGUGUACGUACCAUUGGAAGUGUUCUUGGUCAAAGCAUUGCUCUGGAUUACUACAUCCGACAAGUUGAUGGUAUGGUUGCAGAGUUCACAGAUAUUAACCGUGGUUUGGAGAAAACUGGAACAUUUACCAUGAAAAGGAGAAAGCUCUUUCAGUUAGUGGGGAAAGCAAAUUCUAAUCUCGCUGAUGUCAUUCUUAAACUAGGGCUUUUUGAGAGGUCAGAUAUCGCCUGGAAGAAUGCUAAUUAUGCACAGAUAUGGGAGUACCUACGGGAUGAAUAUGAGCUAACACAGAGAUUUGGAAAUCUUGAUUUUAAGUUGAAGUUUGUUGAGCAUAAUAUUCGUUUCCUCCAGGAUAUUCUUCAGAAUAGGACAUCCGUUUUUCUGGAGGGCCUAAUCAUUCUUUUAAUUACUGUGGCGAUCCUCAUUUCUGUGUAUAAUGUCUUUUGUCAUCCAACACCAAGAAUUCUGCAGCCAAAAGCAGGCACUCCGAAAAUUGUUGAAGGAUCUGCCUACUACAGCAAUUAGAUCUGUGAUAUGAUUCUUAUUUAAGCAGUAGGCUUUUGGAUCUUUGUAUAGCUUGCUUGGAUACCAUUACUGACUUGCUAUAAAAUAGUAGAUCAACUUUAAAGCUAA